UUUCAGUACUGCCAGACAAGCGAGCAGCAGGAAGAAAGAAAGAGAAGGAAAGAAGGGAAGGAAGGACAACGCUCACACCCUCUGUCACCCUCAUCCCCUCUCUCGCUCUUGCCUGCACUCCAGCAGCCAUCAACUGCUGCUGCUGCUGCUGCACCACUAACACAGCAUCGCCUGUUGUUCACUGUACACAGACACAUAAGCGCGCACACACACACAUACACUUAAAAUACACGGACACGCGACAUGUCAUUAAACAAGGCAUCGUUGAUACGCAAGCUGUCGACGCUGUCGACCAGCCAGGACAGCAUCCAAUCGCUCUCGCUCUGGCUGUUCCACUUUUCCAAGCACGCAGACGACAUUGUCAAAGUGUGGCAGCAAGAACUCAAACAAGCGCCGACAAAGCAGAAGCUCAAGUUCAUCUUCUUGGCCAAUGACGUGAUUCUCCAAGGCAGGAAGAAAGGCAUGGCCUACAUCACUGCCUUCCAGCCAGUGCUUCCAACCGUGCUCCCCGAAGUGUACAAGGUGCUUGAUGCAAAGGGCCAACAGCAGCUGAUUCGGGUCAUUUCCAUCUGGCAAGACCGUGCAGCGUAUCCUGUUGAGUUCCUGAAUGAACUGCGCAAGCGCCUCCGCUCAUCACAGCCCGUGGCCAGCGCCAACAGCAGCGGCCCUGCUGUCAGCACAGACGCUUUGCAAGAUGUCGACCUUGGCCAGCCAAUCAAUAAGCGCGAAUUGUUUGGGAAAGUGGAUGCCCACGAGGAGCAGUUUCCUUCGCUCGCCGCGGCCAUGGCCAAGAUUCGAUCCCUCCCACCAGCCGUGUUUGACGACAGGCCAAUCAAGGACAUUACCAGCGUGGGCGACCUGGCGGCGGCAGAGGCGCCCGUGAAGCAAGCGCAGCAGGACGUGACUGCCCUCCUGCAGAGCCUGCGGGCGUUUGUGGCAGAGGGAAACAUCCUCUUGCAGACGGCAGAACGCUGCAUCUUGCAAGAGAAGCAGGCAAUUGCCCGCGCACAGCUCAAAGUCGAGGAGUGCAAGGAGCAAGCGAGGCGGGUGACUGCGGUGCGCAAGAAGCUGAAGGAGCACGUUGAGAACCUGCCGGAUGUGCAUGCGCCGUCUGUCUUGACCUCCGAGGCCCUGCCAGACCCGUCUGACCUCUUCGCCGACGAUGGAGACGACGCAGGGCCGCCGCCAAAGCAGCCAAAGCACGGCACAGGCGCAGCAAGCUCGUGACACAUGACACAUAAGGAGGGUGUCCACCCAGUGUUGAGUUGUUAUUGCUGUCACAUCCUCGAGAACAACUCCCUUCCUUGUUGCCUCUUCUUCUUUCUUCUUCUUCGUAUGUCACAUCACGUCACCCAUCCCAUCUCCCUCACAAGCAUGAUGUUCGACUUGAGCCAUUCAUGCACUGCGUGUGUGUGUGUGUGUUUUAUUUAAUUGAUGACCUCAACUGCGGCGCCCGCCCAUGCCAUGUAAUAAAACAAGCAAGGCAGACACACGAACAACCCAACGUCGUGGCUCGUUCAACACAGCCAGCCAGCCAGCCAACC
This is a messenger RNA of Salpingoeca rosetta, 1544 nucleotides long. RefSeq lists its product as uncharacterized. The transcript has 6 exons. Gene Ontology annotation, biological process: mRNA 3'-end processing. Gene Ontology annotation, molecular function: RNA polymerase II complex binding. The record is from RefSeq and is a predicted model, not a curated record. NCBI's taxonomy places the organism in Eukaryota, Choanoflagellata, Craspedida, Salpingoecidae. The coding region runs from base 244 to 1227 and encodes 327 amino acids. Gene Ontology annotation, cellular component: RNA polymerase II, holoenzyme.